AUGGAUGUGAAUGGGGUGGUCGUUCAACGGAUCCUGGUGGAUACCGAGAGUAGUGUCAACGUGCUAUACCUUGAGACCUUCACCAAAAUGGGACUAACCCGAGAGCAAUUGAAUCCUUUCAAAACACCACUCGCCGGCUUCACAAGCGACUCGGUGGAAGCAGAAGGAUCCAUCACUCUACCGGUAGAAAUCGGCAGCUAUCCCGACGUACAGAAGCUAGACAUGAAAUUCAUUGUGGUCGAUGUGACCUGUUCACAUAACGCCAUACUCGGACGGCCAGGCCUAGAGGAUUUGGGAGCAUUGAUAUCCACCGAGCACCUCUGCUUAAAGUUCCGCACGUCGAGUGGGAUAGGUACGGUUCGCUGCGACAGGAUAGUUGCCCGCGAUUGCUAUCUGCAAGCCUGCAGAGGCAUGGGUAAACGUGAGAUGCAGGUCCAUGAGAUCACAGAAAGACCUCUGAAGAAAGUAAUGAUACCCCGCCCGGAGCCGGCCGUGGAGUUAGAAGAGAUCGAGAUCGACCCCAGACGACCAGAAAGGCGGGUCCAGAUUGGCAUCGGCCUCCCGGAGGAGAUACGGGAGGGAGUCAUAAAAGUACUUCGAGAGAAUCGGUUGGUCUUCGCUUGGGGGCCAGAGGAUAUGCCGGGAGUCGACGGAUCUAUCAUUGCUCACCGACUCGCCGUAGACCCCGACCACCGACCGGUCGUACAGAAGAAGCGUUACUUGGCUAACGAUAGGAGGGAGUUUGUGAAAAAGGAGGUAAACACACUGCUAGCUGCGGGUCAUAUCCGAGAAGUCAAAUACCCAGAAUGGUUGGCGAACGUGGUACUUGUACCGAAACCCCCUGUCUGGCGAAUGUGCGUGGAUUAUACCGACCUCAACAAGGCCUGUCCGAAGGAUCCAUUUCCAUUACCCUGGAUCGAUCAACUAGUCGACGAGACAGCGGGGUCGGCUUUGCUGAGUUUUAUGGAUGCUUUCAGGGGGUAUCAUCAGAUCUUCAUGUAUCAAGCAGACGAGGAGAAGACCGCGUUCUUAACGCCGGAUGGGGUGUAUUGUUACCGAGUCAUGCCCUUCGGGCUCAAAAACGCGGGGGCUACGUACACUCGGAUGGUCGCCCGACUGUUCCAAGAUCUACUAGGAAAAUCCAUGGCGGCCUACGUGGACGACAUGCUGGUUAAAAGCCGAGAAGAAACCAACCAUGCGGAGGAUCUGGCCGACUGCUUCUAG
Messenger RNA from Ipomoea nil (Japanese morning glory), 1224 nucleotides. RefSeq lists its product as uncharacterized. The transcript has a single exon. The record is from RefSeq and is a predicted model, not a curated record. Lineage: Eukaryota; Viridiplantae; Streptophyta; Magnoliopsida; Solanales; Convolvulaceae. Bases 1 to 1224 code for a protein of 407 amino acids.